Osmia lignaria (orchard mason bee) is the source of this 5936-nucleotide messenger RNA. Its product is annotated as monocarboxylate transporter 12. Gene Ontology annotation, molecular function: monocarboxylic acid transmembrane transporter activity. NCBI's taxonomy places the organism in Eukaryota, Metazoa, Arthropoda, Insecta, Hymenoptera, Megachilidae. Gene Ontology annotation, biological process: monocarboxylic acid transport; transmembrane transport. The record is from RefSeq and is a predicted model, not a curated record.
CGAUAUCGAGAAGCAAGCAUAAUUUUCCAUUCGACUAUUGUUCCAAGUGUUGGACGAGCGGCGAUAAAGCAACGAAACCAAGUGUUUCUUCAUACCUCCGUCUAUCGUGGUCCUAUCAGCGAAAUCCUCGAACCUACCAGUUCCGAGCGAAAAAUUAUCGAAGAUAAUUGGCGUAAAAAUAAAUUUCGUUAAUAAUAACAGUCGAAACAGCGACCUCGUUUACGCUGAUUCGUUUUUUUUGUAAGCGAAAGCAAUAAAUUAGAUGAGACAAGUGUAAGUUUAAGUAACCGGGACGUUUGAUGAUAUAUUCUUAAUUUUCUUCCACUUUUUUUGGUAAUUAGCUUUGGAAUGUCGAAAUUCAUCGCUAAAAAUAUCAUCGUAAACGGGUAGGAUUCUGUGAUCAAUGUUUUAUCUUUUUAAAUUCACGAAAUGAGUUAGAUAAGGUUUUUUGAUGCUUUGUUUCCGUUGAGAAGAGCAACGCGACUACAUGAUUGCUUCUCGUCUUUGCUCGGUAUCAAUUAAAGCGAAUAAAGUUGCAUGAAAAUUCAAUUGAAAACCUGACAAUUUUCCAAUUAAACUCAAUACGACCGGUUAAAUCGAAUUGAACGAGCCGCCCCAUAACGAGCGCCUCUUUCCCGCUAUCAAAACGGACAGUUUGUUUCCGUGGCGUUUCCAGGAAGACGCGAUGAAUAACAUGCCGCGAAGACAAGUUCCUCCUCGUUUGUUACGUGUGAACCGAUCCUCCCUUCGGUUGACACGAGGACGUUUACUCCUCUUCGUGACUACAACUAACGCGCUGAUUAUUAUAAUUGUUAAUUGCAGUAAUUUCUUGAGAAACGCCGUGGAUCACGCGGCAUAUCACGAGAUUUCUUAAAAUGGCACUUGGAACUAAGUAAUAUUGAAAUAGAAAUUUUCUAAUUUUUUAGAAUUAAUUUUUCUAUUUUAUUUGCGGUGUGUUACCGGUGACCCACGCAACAUGGCUCACGUUCAUUACCAAAAAUGAUAACUACAAUAAAAGUAGCUUUGUUUAUAAAGAGGAAAUCGAUCAUUCGCGAAGACUGCGAUCAGCAACUCUCGAUGGACAAAAUUCCAUUGGUCAUCAUUAACUGGCGAUUAUUUCUUCUGGAGGAACGAUCAAACGCGGCUCGAUUGAUCGUUUCGCGUUCAUCAUGUUCGCCUCGUUUCGUUAUCGUGUUCGUUAUCAUCGGAGAAAGAGGAGAGUAGAAAUGAAAGCAGACGCGUUUUGGUAUCGAGCCAGAAAUGAAUUCCCGAGCAAACGGUCCGUCGCAUUGUGUCCGACGCAACACGAUAACAAGCUAUCUGGCCGCUUUUUUGCACAGAUAAUUGCUCCUCCUGCUUUCUAGAGCACCGAUUGCACCGAUCCGAUCGUUUCUCAAUUGCUCCUUACGAAUUUCUUCUAUGCUCCUCCCGUAAUGUCGCUAUUAUUAGGACCAUCUAUUCUUGGUCCGUGCCAUGGAAAGCCGACAUCGUUCGAGGAAAAUGUAUACCGCGACUGAGAAACGUUGUUUGACAUUUUUCUACCGUUUUAUAUUCCACCUAACUCGCCAGCAGUCAAAUUAAUUUCAAUUUUCUUCUAGCUUCUAAUGGCUGUUAAAAGUAGCAUCUCCAAAUUGCAAGGCGUCAACUUAAAUUAGUGCCAUUUCGAAAUACUUCUAUAUACAGGCUCUCAAUAUCGUUCGUUUAUUAUAAUUUAAAAGCAGACGAGUUACGCUCGCUAAAAAUAAGCACAUCCCUUAUCAAUCGGGCCGAGUUUACACAGGCCUGUUUGCACAAUAUGCCUCGGUCCGUGCAACAAUGUAGCUUCACGCGAGUUACAUGUCCAUCGUGUUCUCAGCAUUCGUUCGCACGUGUCACAAUCCUUUUGUAGCCUAUGAAUCAUGUUGAUUAUACAGGACCUUGAUAUCAAUGACGAUCAACGGGGAGAACGACGAAGACGGGGACGAGAGAGUCGUUGACCCUACCGAUCCUCGCGAUUUCGAAUCAUAUUUGAUCAUUUAACGUCAACGCUAGAAGACUUGAGAUUUCUAUUUUUAUAUCCAUUGUUAAAUCUCUUACUAUUUAUCAAUGACUAGUUUACCGCUUUAUACAUACGCGAACAUAGAAUCGGAGAAUCGUGUGUGCUCUAAAUACACACGCAAUAUGUAUUUCAUACUGUCACCGUUGUUCCUGACACUGUUAUCUUUAACGUGAUUAUUAUUAGCAUACUUUGGAAGCAGACUAAUCCAGCUGAUAAACAAGCAAACAAUUUGUUCAAAUUGAUUGUAUAAUCUAGCUACCUGGAUACUUUAAAUACCCUCGAUAUCUGAUCGCGACAAAACUUUCCGUGUGAGUGUUUGAUUAAUUAUUAUAAUCAGAUUGAAGCAUUUAAAUGGUAGCAGUGGGUGGGAAGUAAGCUUAAAAAUAAUCUGGAGAGUAUAAAAUGCUCUUUUUCAGAAUAUCCUUAGAGACUUCGUAGGCCUGGGUCACCGUUGACUCUACCUCGAGACAAAUAGUUAGUCAACCGUGGACGACGAUGGCGUCGCUGGAGAACAAAGUGGAUGAACGAGUCGCGAAAGCAUCGCAACAGAACGGAGGCGGAUGCAGGAACGAGGAGCUGCCUCUCGAAGAUGUCCAGGAUAACAAUAACGAGAGCAUCGAAGUGGAGAUGGUGGUGCCACCGGACGGGGGAUGGGGUUGGGUGAUCGUCGCCGCAUCCUUCAUGUGCAAUCUCUUUGUGGAUGGUAUCAUCUUCAGCUUUGGUGUCUUCCUGAACGACGUGUCCGAGGCUUUCUCAGUUUCCAAAGCGAGGGUCGCUUUGGUUGGCUCGUUGCAAUCUGGGUUCUAUCUAAUGGCUGGUCCUUUUGUGUCGGCUUUGGCCAACAGGUACGGCUUCAGGCUGGUCGCGAUCCUAGGAAGUGUUAUAAGUUGCGGUGCUUUCGUGCUCUCCUACUUUAGCACUUCCAUCGAGUUCCUCUACAUCUCUUAUGGUGUACUUGGAGGUAUCGGCGCAGGAUUGAUCUACGUGCCGGCUGUGAUAACGACAGGAUUUUAUUUUGAAAGAUGGAGAGCCCUGGCUACAGGGAUCGCGGUUUGCGGCUCUGGGAUCGGUGCUUUCUUGCUUGCACCCAUUUCAGAUCUGCUCGUCAAGGAAUUCGGGUGGAGGGGCGCGUUGUUAUUUCAAGCAGGAAUGUUGCUGAAUUGUGCCAUAUUCGGGGCAAUGUUUCGUCCACUGAAACCGAUCAGGAUUAAAGUGAAAUCUACCCCAGAAAACGUGGACUUAGAGGUGAAGAACAGCUUGAUGGCAAAAGGUGUGUCUACCGCAUCGUUGCACUGCGUGCAACCUGGCAGAAGUGGUUUCUUUGGUACGAAUAACAACACGGAAUAUCCAACAGCAGCCGAGCUACUCGGCAGUAAUCCCAACAUAGUAAAUGUUUCCAAAUCUCUACAUUCACUUCACAGGGUUCAUGUGGAGCUACGUACUUUGGAAAGGAAGUUAAGCAACUCGGAAAAACGAUUAUCCGCGCCGAUCUAUCCUGACCUGGAUGUGAACAUGGACGAAAAAAUUGCAGAAGAGAAUAAUCUGCUGGGUGGUGAUGUGGAAAGAUUGAACGGCAAGGUACCCACGAUUCGCAGACACACGAUUAGCGGUCGAAGACUUCGCGCGGACUCGGACUGUAGCCAAAAGUCGUUGAAGGUGGGCAACAAGCGGAAUCCGUUCAGCAAGGAUCCACAGAGACCAUUUUAUAGGGACGAUAUCUUUUAUGGGGGUUCUUUGAACAGACUGCCUCAUUACAGGUCCCAGCAAUCAUCCGUGGGCUAUCACAUGUCGGUCACGCGUUUGCCAACCGCCACGGACGUAGCUGAAGAGGAAAGCGGAAGUUGUUAUCUAUGUCCAGAAAGCGUACGAAGGAUCCUGACAACCAUGCUGGAUUUGAGUCUUCUGAAAAGUCCUUCCUUCUUGAUCCUGGCAAUCUCCGGAGGACUCACUAUGAUGGGCUUCUAUACACCCUUUAUGUACGUCGCAGACCGAGCGAUAAGAGCAGGAAUCGAGCCAUCCACAGCGAUGUUCCUGGUGUCAGUGAUCGGUAUCGGUAAUACCAUUGGUCGUGUGGUGUGUGGAGUGGCUAGUAGUUUGCCAGGUGUCAAUGCAUUGGUCGUUAACAAUAUAUUCAUCAGUACUGGUGGAUUAUUAACCCUACUGUCUGGUCUGUCGCUCACUCAGGGCUUCCAGUUUUUCUAUGCAGCCAGUUUUGGCAUUAGCAUUUCUGUCUUCGCCUCGCUGAGAUCGAUCCUCGUGGUAGACCUGCUGAGCCUGGAGAAAUUGACCAACGCGUUCGGGUUGCUUCUCCUGUUCCAAGGUGUGGCAGCUGCCAUAGGCGCGCCUCUUGCAGGCGCCUUCAUGGACGCGACAGGAAGCUACGACGCCUCUUUCUAUCUAUCCGGUAGUCUGAUCUUCUUAUCGGCUGUGAUCUGUUACCCUUUGAAGAGGAUCAACGAAUGGGAAAAAAUGAAGAGCAGCGAGAAGAACAGCGACGAUCAAUCAAAGUCUUGAUCUGUCGCGUUCGCUGCUUAGCGCUCCGUGUUUUGUACAUAUACCGACGUGUAAAUAAUUUAUAACGAGCCUUUGGAGUCGUUAAUUAAUCCACGACGAACAGGAAAAAAGCUCGUUACAGUCAACGAUCAAAAUCAUCGUCGUUCGAAUGGAAGGGUCUGUCGGGUUCGGUCAAGUGCAAUUGGCGAGCAGCAGAGAUUUUGCAGAUACGAAUGAAGAGGGUAUAUCGUAAAGAGGACAUUUUUGUCGAGAUCUGAUUCGACAUAAGAACACGUUGUUUAGGGUAAUUAUACUGCCGUUCAUAAGUACAUGGACACUGCUAUCUUUACAAAAAUUUAAUUUUAAUUGUUAAUUAACACUUUUACUGCCACAGUAAACUUUCCAAGUGUCUCUGUACUUAUGAACAGUAUUAACACUUCCAUGGGGUCCACGGUAUCCUACGAGUCCUUUGUGUUGAAAAAAAAAAACCAUGGACAGGACAGGUUAAUGCCUUGUAUCGGUGCCUUUUACUCAUAAUCUUCCUCAAAUACCGCGAGGAUAAGAAUGAUGAUAGAUCCAGUAAGAGAGAUUGAAUAGAUCACUUAUAUUGUAAUCUAUUUUUGCUACGACCUUGUUACCGUGUCACAAGCGAACUGCCAUACUCCAGAUUCGCGUAAGUUUAGGUAGUCUUCACGCUUUCUGGAUCGUGAAACGUACACGUCGCAUCGUCUCGACGGGAAACGAUGAGAGAUAUCUUGGAAGCGAUCCGAUUCGCAGGCAAAGUGAAUUCGUUAAAUCGUGAUCGAUCGAUCUCUCGUUUCGCUUCCGAGAUAUCUGGUAGAGCAUGUUUCUAUAAUAAACAAGCACAAGCGUACGGUAAAGGCGUAUGUACUUGCAUAAACGGGUACACGUGAUCUUGAUAUAGAGAAUGUGCAUCCGUUCUGGUGCAGUGCUAUUUAUAGCGUUAAUUAACACGUUGAUUGUCAUCAGUGAUUCGUUUCACAAAUUUCAUUGAAAAAUGAUAAAAGGGGUAAAAAAGUUAAAGUUACACUAACGAUUUGAAACAGCAAAAUUAUCGAUAUUUUAAUUUUUAAUUAAUGAAAAAUUAAUUUUCUACGAUGGCAAUCAAGGUGUUGAGCGUUUCGAGCGAUAUCCGGAAUUGGGUUCCAGAUGUCGGCGUCCUCUAGCCUUAAAUGACUUGCUCAAAAAUUAAAUCCGUUCCUACUGUUCCUAAUUAAUUAUCUACUGCGUAGUAUUUCUCUAUUUUUUUUUUUUUUUUUAAUUAGAGUCGAACCGUGUACCACGAGUUCGUUGAUGCCCUUAAUUCUCGUAACACGCGACGUUUCGAAGAUCGCGAAACACUUACACUCACUUUGUUAAGAAAUAAAUUAUUGAACGUAUCCAU